AUGAAGAUUAAUAUCGGAAGUGACUUUGACAAAGAUAACGGAAAGUUUACAUGUAGAGUUCCUGGCGUGUAUUUCUUCAUGUUUAGUGUUCUGUCCUUCGUUCCCUCUCUCCCAUAUGUGAAAAUGAUCUUAAACGGUCAUAUAAUCGCAUCUGCGCAUCGUAAUGACCCUAAAUUUAAUGAUCAGAUAAGCUCUGGUGCAACAGUUGAACUGAAUGUCGGUGAUCAAGUUUGGUUGCAGAACCAGAGAACAAGACAUUAUGGUGAUUCCGACCACCCUUUCAUAUUCACUGGGUUUAUGAUAUACGAUAUGGACUAG
Messenger RNA from Anneissia japonica, 318 nucleotides. Its product is annotated as caprin-2-like. The record is from RefSeq and is a predicted model, not a curated record. Bases 1 to 318 code for a protein of 105 amino acids. NCBI's taxonomy places the organism in Eukaryota, Metazoa, Echinodermata, Crinoidea, Comatulida, Comatulidae. Gene Ontology annotation, molecular function: protein binding. The transcript has a single exon.